Messenger RNA from Rhipicephalus microplus (southern cattle tick), 4962 nucleotides. Its product is annotated as soluble calcium-activated nucleotidase 1. The record is from RefSeq and is a predicted model, not a curated record. Gene Ontology annotation, biological process: proteoglycan biosynthetic process. Gene Ontology annotation, molecular function: GDP phosphatase activity; calcium ion binding; UDP phosphatase activity. NCBI's taxonomy places the organism in Eukaryota, Metazoa, Arthropoda, Arachnida, Ixodida, Ixodidae.
GGUUCCGGAGCCGCUACCUGGUCAAUCCUACGCGCAAGCUGUCGGCAGCCAGCCAGGUGUUACAAUGUCCGUGGGAGAAUUCUCGCUGGAAAGAAAGGAUUCCGGUACGGCCACGGCGUCUGUGAGUGCGCGCUAAACCUCGGAGCGAUCAGCACGGCGAACAGCGACGCUUCCGAAGUCCGCGUUGUGACCACGUAAGUCGCCUACCUGCGAAUAGUUCCGGGCCUAGCGAGCAGCUGGCGAAGUGACGUUCGCUAGCCAGCCAGCUCUCCCCCAUUCAAUCACCGGAGUUCUCAUUCAAUCUCUCCGCUGGGCAUGGGUGAACUACCUUCGCGGUCGAUGGUACAGGAGCGGCGCCACUCCUGACGUGGACGCUGUCCGCCAAAUGGGCGCGGACAAUGGAGCUUCGAGUGCCUCUCGUCGAUAACCGGGAAACCGCGGGCCCUUCUUACUCGAUAAUGAAGGUGCAAGACUGGGUGAUGAGUUCGGGCCGGCUGCCGACGGCCUACCGCAUCGGCAACUCGACGCUGCGCUGCCAGGUCAACUUCGUGGUCGCCGUGGCUCUGACGGGCAUCACCUGCCUGCUUCUCAUGUACGCCCUGCUUCCCUGGGGCAAGUACCACAUCCUCGAGGACCACAUUGACGGUCCCGGUCACGAGCACGGACACCAGCACAUCCUGAAGGAGUACCUGCCGUACAACGACACGUACCCGUUGACGAAGCCGAUCGUUUACGGACGCAAGGUGCGCUACAAGAUCGCCUGCAUCACCGACCUCGACACGGAGUCUAAGCUCAAGGGGACCGAGAACACUUGGGUGAGCUACCUCAAGGUCGGCUACCUGGUGGUGGACAAGACCAUGAGCGAGGUCAGCAUCGAGUGGGAGGACGGAAUGACCAUGCUCAAGGGACAAUUCGCCAUGGGAGGCCGCGGCAUGGAGCUCUCCGAGCUGGUGGUGUUCAACGGUAAACUCUACACCAUGGACGACAGGACUGGGGUGGUGUACGAGAUAAGGGACAACAGGGUGAUACCGUGGGUGAUGCUUACCGACGGCAACGGGGAAGCACCCAAGGGCUUCAAGAGCGAGUGGGCCACCGUUCGGGAAGGCGUCCUAUACGUAGGUGGCCUGGGCAAGGAGUGGACGAAUAGCAAGGGCCACGUGAUCAACCACGACCCCCAGUGGAUCAAGGUAGUGACCCCGGGGGGCCGCGUGGAGCACCGUGACUGGCGGGACAAUUACCGUAGGCUGUGCGAGUGGGCAAAGUACGGACCCCCAGGCUACAUGAUUCACGAAGCCGUCGCGUGGAGCCACCACUUCGGCGAGUGGUUCUUCUUGCCGCGCCGCGCGAGCACCACGGCCUACAACGAAGUCGAGGACGAAGAGAAGGGCACCAACCUCAUGCUGCGCACAGACCCCAAGUUUUCUCGCGUCCGCGUGACGCAGGUUGGGCCGCUAUUGCCCACCCACGGCUUCUCGUCCGUCAAGUUCGUGCCGAGCCUGACGCGCUCGGACAGGGACAGCCUCAUCCUCGCGCUCAAGUCGGAGGAGUACAAAGGAAAAACCGCGUCGUACAUUACUGUGAUUCGCGUCGAGGACGGCAAGGUGCUCUACCCCGAGACCAAGAUAGGUGACUACAAAUUCGAGGGAGUGGAGUUCGUCUGAUGAUGUGACAGAUGGCUUAUCAUUGUUGAAUGUUACAUUAAGUGUGUUCUGCAGCCUCGUUAAGCCGAUAAACAUAACCUUCGUGCAAAGCUGCUUUGAAUUUAGGCUCCUGCAUUGUAUUGGUGUUAUUGCUUCUUCCCCACUUAUUACUGCGGUAAAAUAUCCUCACCUCCUCAUAGUUGCUUUUGACGAUGAUACCACUUGUCGAAAAGAAACAGAUUAUUUUUCGACCCUAAAAAUUACUGUUCACUCACUGAAAUCGCAUUACUGGUCAUGUGGAUCAUCAGUUGCUAUGGCAUAUCACUCUGACUACGUGAAAAAAAAAAAAAAAAAAAAAAAACUUUCACUUCUUUGUUCUUCAAUACCAAAAUUUUCUUGCUCAAUACAUGUCCUCUAAGUAGCAUCUGUACAAUGUUACAUAUCGGCUUCAUAAGGCUGUGUCUAGAUAUGCGUAUGCUUAAUGCUUACUUCCAACUUGUCGAGUUUUAGGAGGCAGUUUGGUUUGGCAUCACCAAAUGGAAACGACACCAAAACCCUUAUGUAAUGCUUGUUGCUUCUUCAAGCAAGUGAUUAAGCAAGUUCUGUAGCUAUACUUUUAAUGAAUAACUAAUUGGAGAGAAAAAAAAAUGCCCUGUUGGUGUAAUUUGUUGCUGUUGUUAUGCCUUAAAGGCGUUUCAUUGUGAGACGGGACUUGUGGGAAGGUAAAAUAUGCAAAAAAACUGCCACCAAUGUAUGUAUAAAGCGAAAGCGAAACCUACCUUUGCUCGAUGAGUGCAAAAGGACAGUUCUUUUUGCCUUUGACUGCCGAGGUUGGUGAAACUUUUUCUAGUCAUCAUUUCUUAUCUUCCUGCGCGAUGCAAAGAGCCCCAACAUUUUUCGCUCUUUGCUUGAACCAGUUUUGCAGUCCUCACCGGUUCAAUGCAGUAGACGAAAUGCUUUGGAAAUUUAUGGCUUUGCACCGACGGCAGCUGCUCUGAUAUUUGCAUUGGCAAAUCUUGUUGGUGCUGCAGUUUUCCAGAUUCAUUAUGGACCAUGUCACUGGUACUGGUACCAGUUUGUGGUACCAGGCAUCUGUGUGACAUUAAGAUUCCUUGUCAUUGACCAUACUUCCUUAGUUUGAUUUGUACCCAGGAGUAACCGGUCUGUCUGAAUGUUUGCAGAUCUGUGAUUGGUAGCUCUGUUCAUUAAGAUGCUGAUGUCUCGACUAUUUCUGCACCUGAAAUAGGUAAAUAGUAUCGUGGCUGCUCUAAUCAGCUAUGGUAAAACGUUGCUAGUGUGGCGGCGUAUCGCAUGCUCUUAAAUAGGUAUUUUCUUUUGCACAAAGGUUAAAACAGUCAUUCCUACUGCCUGAUUUUUGCAAGUUGUGUCCAUUUUGAAAAAUCGGUGUUGCUUUUUAGCAGCUUGCUUACUGUAUGACAGAUGACAGGACUGCAUUUGUUUACGUAUAGUUGAUAUCAAAACUUCAUAAAGUGCAGCUCCAGCAAAGUAAAAUGCAAUUUUUAGCACUUAUCCAAUUUUUUUUUUUCAGUCACUUGUACAUUGAAUGGAACAUUAUAUUGGUCAUGUACGCUAGUAUAAAGAAUACUCCAGGCUGAAUUGCCCUGGUUUGUGAAAGUAUUUCAGCUUUUUCUCAGAUUUUACGCACCAUAAGCUUCGAACACCUAUUGUACAGAAGAUUUGAUAUGAGGUGUCAGUCUUGUGCCGAUGUUGACUGAACAUGUGUGAAAAGUGUGUGCCUUCGAACUGUCCAGUACAGAAAAGACUGUUAAUUUUGUGUCGGGCAUGUGCGACGAUCUUUGCUGUGCAUACAGCGGCCCAAGUGAAGAUAGAUCUGCAAAGGUGUGUUUCGAAUGUGUUGUGUUGUUAGGUUUGUACAGAAGAUGUUGAUCAAAUGCCUUUUGUAUACAUAUUACUUGUCCAGUCUGCGGGCUGUCUACUUGUGGGAAACUGGACAUGCCGUUUCUCGCCUUUGUUCUUUUCUUUCAACAUAUCAGCAUCUGCACUGCAGAUGCUCACAGAGUUGUCGGUUGAUAGAAACAAGAAAAAGCUCACAGGUUAUAUCUGGUUACUGUAGCAUCUAUACCUAUACUUUCAAAAGGUUUCUAUACCUGCAAGGGUACGAAGAGGAUUCAAUAUCUGCGGUGAUCAGGUUCUUAAUUCACUGUGUGCUUGCUUACCAUCAGCACACUGGCAUAAUCACUGUAAUGUCAGCUAACGACAGUGGACGGCAAUGGCUGUGAGAUGAUGGGAAAAUGAUAAAUUAUGCAGGCAAUAUCGCACAUUUAAAGAGGGGAGGGGGACACUAUAGAACCAUAAAAUGUGGUUUUAUAGAAGUUCAGCUCAUCAGAUUUCAUAGUGGUAGUAAGUGUAGUAGUGUUCUUUACAGAUAUUUGUGCGUACUAGUUCUAGCAAUAAUGGCAUUUUCAUGAUCCUCACCCACUGCUUUCUUACUUUUUUUUUUGUGGCGACCACUGCUCAUAUAGCUCACAUUGCAUUUGUGAUCGAACUUCAUGAGUAAGUCAGCACUACUUUUCGGAUGUGUUCGCGACUUGACAUUUGCAUUGAAAAACUACGUCUCUCAGUUAUGUAGGCAGAAUUGGUACGCUCGCGUAUGCAGAUAUCGGUAGCUCUGAUGUGCUUGGAAUCUGUGUGUUGCAAAGAUUACAUCAAAUGCACAUAGUUGCCGAAAGAAUCCAGAAAUGUAGUUUUCAAUGCUUUCUGUGAUUUUCAGUAUCAAAUGUUCUUCCUUUUCUCGGUCUCUCUUCUAUAAUCAAGUGAGAAGCAAGAUGCACCCAACUUUGCAUGAAGUAUAGUGCAAAGCUAUAUUCAAGAAGGCAUAGAAAAGUUUCCAUAUCUCUUUUUUUUUUUUUCACAAAGUUCGCUGUACAAGCUGCAUUCUCAUUGACUGCUAGGCUUUCCUGAUUAUCACUUUUGUUUUAAUCACCUCAGUUUUAAUCUAGAACUCACGGUGGCAUUGUUGAACAGUUCAAGACAGAUUGCCAGAAAAACCAAGUGCAGUGUCAUCUUUAGUGCUGCAGUGUAGACUAAUAUAGCUACGCUACCCACUUGAUUGAUUGUGCAGGCUCUCUAUAACCUCCCAAUCACUUUAUCAUCUGAUGAUUCUUCAUUGUGGGGCUUUGAUUUAUUCAUGCAUACAAGCCAACUUCACUGUAGUGCUAAUUCACUUAGCAACAAAUUGUUAUUUGCCAUAUGCAUCACACGAACAGCUUCUGUCAUCCUACAUUCACAUGAAAAUUGAAAAAGAAAACACAUAAGAAUAAAAUUGUAGUUUCAACCAUUG